Molecule: messenger RNA, 1072 nt
Organism: Haplochromis burtoni (Burton's mouthbrooder)
Lineage: Eukaryota; Metazoa; Chordata; Actinopteri; Cichliformes; Cichlidae
Gene: ifi30a
Product: IFI30 lysosomal thiol reductase
Exons: 7
Coding region: 138-896 (252 amino acids)
Cellular component (GO): lysosome
Molecular function (GO): oxidoreductase activity, acting on a sulfur group of donors, disulfide as acceptor
Source: RefSeq, a predicted model, not a curated record
CCACAGCCAAUCAAAAAACAGCUAACCUGCACGAGGAAGCGCGGUCGAGUAUUAAAGAGUGGACCCGCACAGUUGUUUGUGGGUCAGUGUUGUGGUGCUAGUGACAGUUAUAAACAGUGACUUGGUUGUAGGUAAGGAUGAAGGCACUACUGCUGCUGUUUUUGGCUUUUGGGUACGUCGGCUCCUCCGUGUACUCCUCAUGCUCCCAGUCGCCAUUAAACUGGUGUUCAUCUGUUGACUCGGCUGUUGAGUGCGGGGUUUUGAAGUCGUGCCUUCAUUCCAACUACACAAAGUCCCAACAGACAGACGAUCCCGUUGAGGUGGGGCUUUACUACGAGAGUCUGUGUCCUGGGUGCAGACAGUUUCUCGUUAUGAUGCUCUUCCCCACAGCGGUCCUCCUGAAUGACAUCAUGGUUGUUAACCUGGUGCCUUUCGGCAAUGCCCAGGAGGUCAAACAGGAUGAAAAGUACGUCUUUACUUGCCAGCAUGGAGAACAGGAGUGUCUGGGCAACAUGAUUGAGACUUGUUUGAUGAACAUGUCCAAGAUGGCUUUUCCAAUCAUUUUCUGUAUGGAGUCCUCCUCUGAUGUCAUCAAUUCAGCCAAAGCUUGUACUGGAGUCUAUGACCCCACUUUGAGCUGGGACAAAGUCAUGAGCUGCGUCAAUGGUCCUCAAGGAAACCAGCUGAUGCACCAAAAUGCCUUGGAGACGGCUGCCCUGAAACCUCCGCACCAGUACGUGCCCUGGAUCACCAUUAAUGGGGAGCAUACAGACGACCUGCAGGACAAAGCCAUGAAUUCUCUCCUCUCUCUCGUCUGCAGCAUGUACAAGGGCACUAAGCCUGCGGCCUGCGGGGGGAGCCAGAUGCACUACAAAACUUACUGCCAGAAAGUGUGAAUGAGCAAUUCUGCACAUGCCUGUUUACUAGCCAGGUGUGGCCUCUAAACAAGAAACACUGAAAAAUGUCAUCAAAGAUUUUAUUUUUCUUUUUGUGUAUUUGAACUUUGUUUCUAAGAAUUUGAUCACUUCACUUUUGUAAUUCCAAAAUAUAAAAACACACCUUACCUUCUUAA